CUCUUUACGCGUCCUCUGAUUGGCUUGCGAAGGUUAUGAAACCCCUGAAUGGGAGCUACAACCUUGCAGCAAACUUGUGAGGAGGCAGGAAAAAAAAACUUGCUUCAUUGUCUGUGCUUGUACACAGCAAAGGCGGCACCGGUCCAGCAUGAAAUCAGCCUUUGUUUUGCUGACUGCGUUGGUAGCCUUGACAGCCUAUUAUGUGUACCUGCCCUUACCCAGCACAGUGUCGGAUCCCUGGAAGCUCAUGCUGCUGGAUGCCACUUUCAGGGCAACCCAGCAAAUGUGCAACCUGGUUCACUGUCUAAGACUCAGCCAUCACUUGAGAGUUCUGAAUUAUGUGAUUGGUACUUUUGACAAGCUGGAGACGUCAUCCUCUGAACACAUUAAGAUAACAGACGCCCUUUUUGAUGGAGUGGAAGUCAGAGUGUUUGAACCUUCUCCAAAGCAAGAUGAAACACUAAAGCGCAGUGUCGUUUACAUGCAUGGAGGAGGAUGGGCUUUGGCAAGUGCAAGAACAAGCUUCUAUAACAAUCUCUGCAGGAUCAUGGCAGAAUCUCUGAAUGCUGUAAUUGUCUCAAUUGAGUACAGGCUGGUACCAGAGGUUCAUUUCCCUGAGCAAUUCUACGAUACUUUACGUGCAACUAAGUAUUUUCUGCGGUCUGACAUCCUAGCUAAAUACUCAGUUGACCCAGGUCGAAUUGCAAUUUCUGGUGAUAGCGCAGGAGGAAAUUUGGCUGCGGCUGUGUGCCAGCAGCUUAGUCUAGAUGACAGUGUGACCAACAAACUGAAGCUGCAGGCUUUAAUCUAUCCAGUCCUUCAGGCAUUGGACUUUAACACUCCUUCAUACCAGCAGAACACUGACAUGCCUGUUCUUCCUCGCUUCGUCAUGGUGAAGUUUUGGAUAGACUAUUUCAAUGGUAACUACGACUUUGCCCCCUCAAUGCUGAUCAACAACCACACUUCCCUGGACGUAAGCCAGGCUGUUUAUUUCAGGGGACAUCUGAACUGGACUUCUCUCCUGCCUUCAAUGUUCAAAAAGAAUUACAAACCUGUGAUACAACCCACAGGGAAGGCCGAAAUCAUCCAGGAAAUACCUGCACUACUUGACAUACGCGCAGCUCCACUGCUAGCAGAAAAAGAAAUUUUCCAGCUUCAGCCAAAGACCUACAUCCUGACUUGCGAGAAUGAUGUCCUGAGAGAUGAUGGAAUAAUGUAUGCCAAACGGUUGGAGAGCGCAGGUGUGGAGGUCACACUUGAUCACUUUGAUGACUGCUUUCAUGGCUGCAUGAUCUUUACUAUUUGGCCUACCAAUUUCUCUUCAGGACAUCGGACCAGGGACAGCUACAUAAAGUGGCUUGCUGAAAACCUGUGAAGAAAGUGAGUCCUCUCUAGAAGGCACAGAACAGUCAAUCUAAAGCUCACUGCUUCAAAAACAAAAAAGUUGUGCACUUUUAGGCUAUCUAAUUUCAUUUGUUCAAGAUUAUGUCAUAGCACUUCUGUUGCAAGAAGUAGCGUCUCACUAACUACUUGGUUAAUAGCUGAUUAGCCUUGUCCAGCAUAGCAAUUUGCUAAAUUCUUAUUAAACACUGUUGUAUGCAGGAUAUUAGAGACACAAGGUGGGUGAGGUAGUGUCUUUCACUGGACCAACUUCUGUUGGUGAGGGAGACAAGCUAUUGAGCCACACAGAGCUCUUCUUUAGCUCUGGUGGGAAAGGUACUCCCAGCAUCACAGCAAAAUGCAAGGUGGAAGAGAUUGUUUUUCAUAAAUAGUUAGCACAUAUGCUAAGGGACCAUUUGAGGCAGAGUGGCCCAUUAACACCUCUGCAAAAAGGGUGGGUUAGUGAGUUACAGACUGUUGUAAUAAGCCAUAAAUCCAGUGUCUCUGUUCAGUCCAUGAUUUUUAGUGUCUAGCUGAGUAAUGAAUUUAAAUUUUUGAUGCUCAGAAUACCUUUCCCAGACCUGAAGAGCAGCUCUGUGUGAUUCAAACACUUGAUUCUCUCACCAGCAGAAGUUGGUCCAAUAAAAGAUAUUAACUCAUCUACCUUGUCGCGCCAUUAAAAACUAAUCAGUUGUAGAGUCAGAUGCGACAUCAAUUGCAACCAUGAUGAAUGAACACUGAGCAGUUCUCCACAAGAAAAUCAGUGUUCCUCAAACUUAUUGGUCAAAUUUUUCAAGUUUGGGUACAUAACAUUAGGUACCAAGGCCACAAUUUUCAGUUAACAGUUUUUUGGUUUUAGGUAUUUAAAUAAGGGGAGCCUGAUUUUCAGAGGUGCUGACUAUUUAAAAAUCUCACUGAAAUCAAGGGAAGCUGUGGUGCUCACCAACUUUGAAAAUCAGGCCACUUAUUUAGGUGCUUAAAUAUAGAUUUAGGUGCUGGCCUUUAGGCACACAGAUUUAUAGGUUUUAAAAAAAAACACAGUUCCAACUUCAAGGCAUUUAAGCAUGCUAAGCAAGCCUUUUACCCCAAAAAUGCAACAAUUUUGGAAUCUGGGCCUUUUUAAAACAAGCACAGUGCAGGAAAAAAAAUGUAAAAAAGAAGGAAGCAUGUGUAGGUCCUUUCUGUUGAUUUUAAUGGACACUGAUCCUACACACAGACAAAGCAGUGUGCAAGCUUAUAUGUAGGACCAAUGGAAACGCCACCAAAUGCAGAUUCCAUAUGUGAAUUUACAUCUUUAAAGUUGAUUACAUUUUUGGCCAAAGGUUGUGACUAAGCCUGCCUUUAAAAUUUCAGCUUUUAUGACCACUUUAGAGAAAAUAUGAAAGUACUAACAAAUAAAAAAGCCCUCUGUGUGGUUUGCACUGAUGUUUGUAUUUAACAUUAACAAUUGUUCUUCACUGAGUCUCUUCUGUGCUUGCAUUACUUCCGUUCAUUGUCUUCCUUGCUUUUUGGAGGAAGUUUCCCCCUGUGUAGCAAGCAAAAUCACUAGAGAGGAGCUUGACCCUAAAGUCCAGAUUCAGAUGGAACUAUGCAGCUGGAUCUUCUCUUUCUCAUGUAUUGAACCAAAAUCCCAGACAUGAAUAGCCUAUGCUACUGGGGAAUCAAGCUCUGCAACUUGAGCUCCUCUCUAAAAUAGCCAGACAACCACAACUGAAGUUUUAAGACAAGGACAUGGAAACUACGUACAACAGUGUGUAUUUUGCAAAAUGUUUGUUGUUGUUGUUGUUGUUAUUGAAUGUAAGCUGUGACAAACUGACAAAAGCCAGGAACUUCUAAGCUAAGAAAGCGUGAUGGUCUUGCAACCUAAGUCUAGUGCUUUAACUUGGGAUAGCUGAUUUCAGUUCUGAGCUCUGCCACUGUGUGUGUGAGACUUGGAGCAACUUGCUGCAUCUUUGUGCCUCAGUUCUUUCUUCUGUAAGAGAGGGAGUAAGAUUUUUGUAUUCCACAAGGGUGUUGAAGUUAAAUUCGUAAAUGUUAAUGUGAUACUACAAGGGACUCUGUUAAACUUUCCCAUUCUUCAGUCUCAGUAUUCUGUUGUUCUGUACUAUGCCAGCUUGGGUCAUUGCAGUGCAUGCGCUCUGAUGAAGACAACUUAUUUCUUUGGCUCAGUUUCCAGUUUACAGUACUCUGCAAAUUUACAGCACUAAAGUAAGCACCUUCCUGGCUUUUGUCAAUUUAUUAUGGACCAUAUUAAAAUAGAGCCUUGUUUGUACUUGAUUUCUAUGGGAAGGUUCUAGGAAGUCCUAAAACACAUGUACUGGAUGGACCAGAUUGACUUCCACAUUUUUAAAAUGGAUAUUUAGAGGUCCAUUUUCAUUGGUAUGUGCACAUAUGUACUGGGAGCUAAUGGCAGAAUGACCUUGUUGUCUCAUAUGAGUUCAUAGCAAGAAACAGCAGAUGUUGAUGUAAUUGUGUGUAUUAAGACAGGUUAACAAGAGAGGGCCCCAAUCCAUGCUGAACCACGAGAGCUUGAAACUAAUCCCUGGCUGUAGGUUCACACAGAGGGCACAGCCCAAGCCAAUUUCAAUCACUGGCCAAGUAAAAACACUGACACAUAUUCUUCUCUCAGUUACAUUGGUUUCAAUUAAUUGCCUUCAGUGGUGAUACUUCAGAUUUGCAUAUAUGUAAAUUGGAGCAAAAUUUGGCCAGUGUAUCCCAAUAUCCCAAAAUGUAGGUAGGUUCAGACUCAGAUCUGGAUUUCAAAGCUCCCCCAUCAGGAGUGUUAUGGAUCCAGGGUUUUAGUUCCAAAGCUACUGUAUAUACUCGAAAGCCAGCUUGCAAAUCUUAACACAGGGACUACACCAAACUCCACUGAAGUCAAUGAAAACAUUUCCAUUGAGUUUAGUUGGCUCUAUUUCAGGGCCUUUAUGGCUAUGGGCCUGAUCCAAACUCUAUUGAAGUCAAUGACAGUCUUUCCAUUGACAUCAGUGGGCUCUGGAUCAGACCUUGUACUUCAAAAAAUAAAUCUCAGUACCAAAAUAGCUUAAGGCACACUUGGCUACAGGCUUCUAAAAUGCAUUUUAGAAAACUCAAGUUGCUAUAGUACUACAAAAUAGCAUCCAAGUGGUUAAUAGUCCUGUACAUUUGGGGUUGUGUUCUAUAAUAGGAAAAUUGGCCCCAAGACCUGUCUGCAAAAGUUUUAGCCCUGCAUAUGUUUAUGGCAGUUAUAAAUCCCUAAUAUGAAGUUAUAAUGGAACUACUGAUCUAUUUUAACUCUAGUGACAUGGACAGCACAGCUAGAAUAUAUAUUCAGGGAGCUGGUUGUAAAGUUCCUUCAUGCACUGAAGCAUAUUCAAUUCUUGGCACAGAAGAUGGUAGCAAGUAGAUAACUGGAUUGAAUUUAUUCACUGUCAUCACCAUCUUGAUGUGAAAGCCACAAUGGCUGCACUAUAUGAAGGUGAAGCAACAGCAGCAACUUGUUAUAUCAAAGUAUCUGAACCAGUUUUACGCUGCAGCUAAGUAACAAGUAUAUGGUACUUAGCCAUAAAGCUGUGUAACGUGCCCGCUAACGGGUUAUAAGAAAUCAGGGGUCCAGCGCUGAAACAACUUAUUGAGUAUUGCAGCACAAGACACUUUCCAGAAAUUCCACAUCAGCCUGAAGUAAGUCAUAGGCUUGUUCUCCUCUGUAUUUCUACUUCUCACCUCCUUGCUCUAGUUUUUCCCAGGAUCAAAGUUUACAGGUUACAUUCUCUUCUGAGUUAAACUGGAGUAACUGCACUGACACCAGUCUAACUCAGCUGAGAGUACAACUUGGCCCAAUAUGUACUGUGAGGCAAAUCUGAUUCUUUCCAGGAAGAGAUUCAGGUAAAUCCGUGUUACUAUACAUUGAUUUACUCCAGUGACUCAACAUUUUUUGAAGAGCCGCAUUUGGACAGGCCUAAAUCCUGGGAGGUCCUGAGCUCCUUCAACCCUUAUUCAUUUCAAUGGGAGUUGGGGCUUUUAGCACAUUGUUACCUUGUACAGAUAGUGGACUUACUGCUAUAUAUUUCAAACGUUUAUAUUUAUCUAAAAACAUUUAAACUUCUUUUAGAAGUCAUGCUAAGUAACCUACUGAUUUUUUGGUAAAAUAGACCAAUUCUAUUAACUACUUUUUGCAGGUAGCUUUUUUCCCCUACACUGAGCCUAGGGGGAGUGGGCAGCAACUAGUGAUUCUGGGUGUCCAAGUACAAACAUGUUAAAGGGCCCUGAUUUCCAGAGGGUGAGUGCUCACUACUUCCUGAAUCCUAGUUUCCUUAGGUGUUUCAAGUUGAGCACUCAAAAAUCACUAGUUGCUGAAAAGUCCCAAACUUAGUUUUGCUGCCAACUUAGACUAUUUCCCUAACAAAGGCAGAAGGGGCCACUGUGGCUUUUAAAUUAUUAGGGUUUUUCCUUUAAUUUCCCAAAUAUUGUUCCAGACUUUGUUUUCCAAGUGAGUGUUUGGACCUUUUUUGUAUCCCCACGCAUCUUUUACUACAAAAAGUCACCAAGAUUGUCUGACUUGCAUCGCUAAAAAAAAAAGCUAAUGACAAAAUAGUGGGUUAACUUGGUUAAAAUCCUUUAAGCUGCUAAAUUCCACAAGUAACAAAAUAUAGUUAAAGCUCAGUUGGGUUUGCAUUCUUGUAUUUGUGAAGGUGUUCAAGAACCAAAAGAACAACAUACUUGGUGUGACAGCAUGUAAUAUCUUAUGCAUGACCAGUUUCUGCUUCUUUCCCACUGCAGGGGAAAAGAAGUCAUGCGAUUUGAUUUGCAGGCGUGCUGCAAGUGUGAUAUGCAAACAGUCAAUAAAUAGAUCAAAAUGUA
Messenger RNA from Mauremys reevesii (Reeves's turtle), 6219 nucleotides. It is a transcript of the gene NCEH1, whose product is annotated as neutral cholesterol ester hydrolase 1. The record is from RefSeq and is a predicted model, not a curated record. The transcript has 5 exons. Gene Ontology annotation, molecular function: carboxylic ester hydrolase activity. Bases 149 to 1375 code for a protein of 408 amino acids. NCBI's taxonomy places the organism in Eukaryota, Metazoa, Chordata, Testudines, Geoemydidae. Gene Ontology annotation, cellular component: membrane.